AGGAGCUGCAAUGACCUUCACCUUCAUAGCCCUGACCUGUCUGGGGCUGAGUCUGGGACCCAGGACCUCAGUGUUGGCUGGGAACCUUCUCAAGCCCACCAUUAGGGCUGAGCCAGGCUCGGUGGUCACCAGUGGAAUGAGGGUAACCAUCUUUUGUGAAGGAACCAAAGGAGUCCACGAAUACUAUGUCUAUAGAGAUGGAAGCCUAUAUCCCUGGAGCACACAGAGGCCACUGGAUGGUAGAAAUGAGGCCGAGUUCUCCAUUCCCUACAUUGAGCACUAUGAUGCAGGGCAAUAUCACUGUAACUAUUGGACCUCUGCUGGCUGGUCACAGUACAGUGACCCCCUGGAGCUGGUGGUGACAGGAUUCUACGUGAAUCCCAGCUUGUCAGCCCUGCCCAGCUCUGUGGUGACCUCAGGAGGGAAUUUGACCCUCCAGUGUGCUUCGUGGCAGGCAUAUGACAGGUUCAUUCUGGUUAAGGAAGGGCAGAAUCUCACCUGGACCCAGGUCCCACAAUAUGCAUACACUAGUGAACAGUAUCAGGCCCUAUUCCCUGUGGGUCCUGUGACACCCAGCCAGAGGUGGACAUUCAGAUGCUAUGGCUACUUCAUGAGCAACCGUCUGCUGUGGUCAAUGCCCAGUGGCCUCUUGGAGCUCCUGGUCUCAGGGACCCUCCACAAACCCACCAUCUGGGCUGAGCCAGGCUCCGUGACCACCACAGGAGCUUCUGUGACCAUCUGGUGUCAGGGGAUCCAAGAGACACAAAUAUAUAUCCUACACAAAGAAGGAAACCAAGUGCCCUGGGGUAGACAGAGCCCACUGGAGCCCAGGAACAAGGCCAAGUUCUCCAUCUCACCCAUGACAAAGCACCAUGCAGGUCGAUAUCGCUGUUACUGCUAUGGCCCUGCGGGGUGGUCACAGCACAGUGAUCCCCUGGAGCUGGUGGUGACAGGAUUAUACUACAGCAAACCCCAUUUAUCAGCCCCGCCCAGUCCUGUAGUGACCUCAGGAAGGAACAUGACCCUCCAGUGUGUCUCUCACUCAAGAUAUGAAUGGUUCAUUCUGACCAAGGAAGGAGGACAGGAGCUCUCCUGGACCCUGAACUCUCAGUAUAUAUUCACUAACGGACAGCACCAGGCUCUGUUCACUGUGGGCCCCAUGACGCCCAGUCACAGUGGGAUAUUCCGAUGUUAUGGCUCAUACAAGAGCUCCCCACAGAUGUGGUCAAAACCCAGUGACCCCCUGAAGAUACAUGUCUCAGGGCAGUCCAGGAAACCCUUCCUGCUGACCCAGCCAGGCCCGAUCUUGGACCCUGGAAAGAACCUGACCCUCCUCUGUCAUGCCAACAUCACCUAUGACACAUUUUUUCUGACCAAGGAGGGAAGCAGAAACCUCCUCCAGCAAUCCCAGGCUGGGGCCUUUCAGGCUAACUUUCUUCAGGGCCCUGUGAGCAGGUCCCACGGGGGCCGCUACAGAUGCUACGGUGCACACAAUCUCUCCUCUGAAUGGUCGGCCCCCAGCAGCCCCGUGGACAUCCUGAUCACAGGACAACUCCCUGUCGUACCCUCCCUGUCAGUGCAACCAGGCCCUGCGGUGUCCUCAGGAGAGAAUGUGACCCUGCUGUGUCAGUCACGGAGCCCUGUGGACACUUUUCUUCUGUAUAGAGAGGGGGCAGUUGAUCCCUACCUGCACCGUAGAUCAGGGUCCCGUGCCUGGCAGUAUCAGGCAGAAUUCUCCAUGAACGCCGUGACUGCUGACCUCGGGGGGACCUACAAGUGCUACUGCUCUCAAGAGUCUGCCCCCUACCUGCUGUCGUACCCCAGCUCCCCCGUGGAGCUCACAGUCUCAGGACCCUCUGCAGGGCCCAGCCUUCCACCCUCAAGACACAUCCCAACAGCUGGACUGAAAAGAUACCUGAAGCUUCUCAUCGGGCUGUCAGCGGCCUUCCUACUCCUGCUGUCCCUCCUCAUCUUCCUCUUGGUCCUCCGGAGCAGGUGUCAGGACAAACACAAGGACAUCCAGAGUGAGACCCACUUGCAGCUUCCUGCUGGGGCUGUGGAGCCAGUGCGCAGAGACAGAGGCCCUCAAGAGAGCUCCAGACCUGCUGCUGUCAUCCAGGAAAAAAGCCUGUAUGCUUCCGUGAAGGACACACAACACAAAGACAGCAUGGAGCUGGACAGCUGGAGCCCACCUGAUGAAGACUCCCAGGGACAGGUGUAUGCCCAGGUGAAACCCUCCAGGCUCAGGAGGGUAAGGGACACCACUUCUUCGUCCCUGUCAGGGCAAUUCCUGGACACGAAUAAGGGACAGGCUGCUGCAUCUGAGGAGACCCAGGAUGUGAUCUACACCCAGCUGUGCAAUGUGACUCUCAAACAGGGUGCACCUGCACCUCCUUCCUCCCAGGAAGGGGAGCACCCAGAGGAACCUGUUGUGUAUGCUGCUGUGGCAUCCACUUGCCCAAGAGCAGCACACAGAAACACUUGAGUAAUGACCUGCAGCCAGCCAGGACAUCAGACCUCCAGAUUUCUGGCAAUUUUGGGAACUCACCUGAAUCUACCCCACAUGUA
Molecule: messenger RNA, 2568 nt
Organism: Jaculus jaculus (lesser Egyptian jerboa)
Lineage: Eukaryota; Metazoa; Chordata; Mammalia; Rodentia; Dipodidae
Gene: Lilrb3
Product: leukocyte immunoglobulin like receptor B3
Exons: 15
Coding region: 11-2485 (824 amino acids)
Biological process (GO): cytokine-mediated signaling pathway
Molecular function (GO): inhibitory MHC class I receptor activity
Source: RefSeq, a predicted model, not a curated record